Messenger RNA from Lachancea lanzarotensis, 1254 nucleotides. It is a transcript of the gene DJP1, whose product is annotated as LALA0S01e09252g1_1. Gene Ontology annotation, cellular component: cytosol. The transcript has a single exon. The coding region runs from base 1 to 1254 and encodes 417 amino acids. NCBI's taxonomy places the organism in Eukaryota, Fungi, Ascomycota, Saccharomycetes, Saccharomycetales, Saccharomycetaceae. The record is from RefSeq and is a predicted model, not a curated record. Gene Ontology annotation, biological process: protein import into peroxisome matrix.
AUGGUGGUUGAUACCGCAUAUUACGACUUGUUGGGCGUCGCUCCUGAUGCCAAAGCUAUAGAAAUAAAAAAGGCUUAUCGGAAAAAGUCUAUUCAAGAGCACCCUGAUAAAAAUCCUAAUGACCCGAGCGCUACAGAGCGAUUCCAGGCUAUAUCGCAGGCGUACCAAGUUUUGAGUAAGAACGAACUGCGUGCAAAGUAUGAUAAGUUUGGAAAAGAAGAAGCGAUCCCAAAGGAAGGAUUUGAAGAUGCUGCUGAGCAGUUUUCGAUGAUUUUUGGUGGUGAUGCCUUUUCCUCUUAUAUCGGAGAGCUGACUCUUCUGAAAAAUCUACAGAAGACCGGAGAGCUUAGCGCCGAGGACGAACAGGAUGAGGCAAAUGAGAAAGCAAAAUCUGAAGAGGAAAAGGCCGAUCUAGACGACUCAAACCGUGCGGCUGAAACUCUAAAGAAACUGCACAUAUCCGAAUCUUCCGAGAAAGCUCAAGAAAAUGCUACCGAAAGCGCUCCCGAGAAACCUAAGAAGAAGACGAAACUUGAAGCAUUCGAAGAAGAACAGAAAAUCGAAAAGGAACGGAGUAUAGAAGAACUUAGCAAGCUGCUAAGUGACCGGCUUUCGAUUUUGACGGAAAGUGACUAUAAUGCAGCUUGCAAGGAGUCCUUUGCAAAGAAAUUCGAGGAAGAAGCGAAUAUGCUAAAAAUGGAAUCGUUUGGCCUUGACAUUUUGCACACUAUAGGCUAUGUUUAUUGCGACAAAGGCCAGAUCUUUCUGAAAUCGCAACACGUAUGGGGAUUUGGAGGUGUGUUCCAGUCGAUCAAGGCAAAAAGCGGCGUUGUUAUGGAUACCCUUAAAACCGUGUCUGCUGCCUUAGACGCGCAAAAUACGAUGCAGGAGCUUGAGAAACUGAAGGCGGUUGCCGAAUCAAAUGAAAUUCUACGAGAUGACAAAGGCCAGGAAAUAGCUAAGCCGACACAAGAGGAACUAGCUCAACUAGAGCAGCUGCUGAUGGGGAAAGUCCUUUCAGCAGCGUGGCAUGGCUCCAAAUUCGAAAUUAUGUCUACACUGAGAUCCGUCUGCGACAAAGUUCUAGAAGAUAACCAAACCGACAAGAGAACCUUGAUAAGAAGAGCAGAAGCACUAGUGAUAUUGGGCAAGGUCUUCAAGAAAGCUCUACGUUCUAAAGUGGAACAAGAAGAAGCACAAAUAUUCGAGGAACUCGUGGCUGACGCCACUAAAAAGAAAUCAAGGCAUAAGUGA